Messenger RNA from Exophiala xenobiotica, 774 nucleotides. RefSeq lists its product as uncharacterized. NCBI's taxonomy places the organism in Eukaryota, Fungi, Ascomycota, Eurotiomycetes, Chaetothyriales, Herpotrichiellaceae. Bases 1 to 774 code for a protein of 257 amino acids. The record is from RefSeq and is a predicted model, not a curated record. The transcript has a single exon.
AUGGAAGCCCAAGAUCUCGAAAUUUCCGAGACUCACCCUCCAGAUGGAGCAGAGACGCAUCGCGACCUGCGCUCUAGGAGACACGCCCAAAACCGUUGUGCCAAACAGUCGGCCAAAUACUACGGCUAUCGCGGCGUGCAUCCAAGUUGGAUUGGUCAGCCUUAUCAUUCACUCGCAUCCACACCCACUUCGCACACUGCUCUCGAGGAAACAUAUGGCCCCUUCUCGGCAAUCUAUCCCGCCUGUGGACCACUUGUAUCUGUGCCGAGGCACUUGAAAGUGUCCAUCUGGACGAAGCGCGAUAUGUUUCUGGACUGCGAGACCGAUAUAUGGCCUCUCGACCGACGGCACCACAGAGGGAAGAAAAUCCGUGAGAAGAGAAGCGCAAAGUGGGAGCUGAGAGGGUUGGGCAGGGGGAUGAAAGUCAAGGCGAGGGCUGUGCACGAUGAGGUUGAGGUUGAGGAUGGGCAGUCGGAGGUUCAUGUACCGUAUCCUUAUUAUAUGGAGGAGCAGUCUUAUGGUGGUGAUGGCCCCGGUCGGUUGGACAAGGAUGAGGAAGCGGCUGGUGGUGAGGAGGUAGCUGAAGGUGCUAUCGUCGAUGCGCCUGAGCGUGGACCUCAGUCACUUGACUUGGUUAAUGGUAUCGAUCUCGAUGAGGACGAGGUCCUUGAGGGACUGGGUUUUACCAUGAUAUCGGAACGCGACUUCGAUGUUAUUUCGAUCUCGUCGAAAGAGGAGGAGGACUCCGAGUGUGAUAUAAUAGGACCUGGGUAG